This is a messenger RNA of Rhipicephalus sanguineus (brown dog tick), 1376 nucleotides long. RefSeq lists its product as uncharacterized. Bases 306 to 1025 code for a protein of 239 amino acids. Lineage: Eukaryota; Metazoa; Arthropoda; Arachnida; Ixodida; Ixodidae. The transcript has 4 exons. The record is from RefSeq and is a predicted model, not a curated record.
CCCCGUUCACCUUCGCGGGGGCGUGAUCGGUGCCUUUUGUUCGCUGGGCGUUGGACGAAGCGGAGAAACCGACCCUGCGUUGAUUACCGCACGAAACCGUGCCGUCCGUCUGCGCGCGAGAAGAAUUUUAUUGUUCGCUCGCUCGUGGAAUCUCUCCUUGCACACUCCUGCUGAGACGGACCGGGGAAUCUGCGGCUCAUUUCCUUCCGCCUGAUUGCAUCUCCAACCCCGUUCGCGCGCUCGUUCGAAGCGUCGGUGUGUGAGUGCGCGCGCGUGCGUGCGCAUACUGCACCCCUGGCAUCGGUAUGGAUUGGUCGAACUUUCAGGCGGCAUGCGUCAUGGCCCUGACGACGGCCUUUCUGACUCUUCAGGAUCCCAAAACAAUAGUCUACGCGCAUGCGCAUGCGCAUGCGCACCGAGCACGAGAGGUGCAGACGUACGUGGUCAUCCACCACCCGCCGGUCAAAUCGGCUGCCCAAGGCCGCACCCCCGUCGGGCAGGGAACUGCAGCUGCCGGUCGAGGAGGCGGCCACCACGCCGCCGCCUCGUCAAUUAGCACUUCGUACGGCUAUCAGCUCCACAGGGAGACAAACCACCACGUACCCGUGUUGAUCACGACGGGACACAUUCCCGUGUUGGCUCGGGCCCCGGCGCACAAGACGUACGUCACAGUGCAGCACCUGCACCACGCCGUGCACCACGUUCACCAACCGCUGGUGCUUCUGCCGCCGCAGCAUCACUUACCGGUACACCACAGGAGGCGCGAUCGUCUUGCGGCCCAGAGCUCGAGCUUCCGCCAGAAGCACAACCCGUACGUGCGCCUGCCGGACUACCCCGGCUACCUCGGCCGCAACGCCGCGCUCAGUCUCGAGGACCUUGCCGAAGCCGAGGCCGAGCCGACCCUGAAGGUGUACAAGGCGGACGCCGAGUACCCGCCACUGAACAUGCGCAACCGGAGGAGGCUGUACUCGCUCGGAUACAUCUACAUGCUCGACUUCCUCGAGAACUCGUAUCUUAAGCGCUGAUCAUCUCAGUCAUGCACCCACUGAACACACUGAACACAUUUCGUUGCGUAGACAUCUGUGACCGACCAAGAUCAUCCAUACGAGUAAGUAGUUCAGAUACAAAAACCUAUGCAAGCAUUCAAGACGGCCACAGAACGUCUUCUCGGCGUCUUCUCAGAGCCGUUCCUAAAUCGGCUUCGAAGCGCCUUGCAAGGCGCCUGUUAUCUUAAAUCUGGGGGUGCUUUAACUGUUCUUCACACCGGCUAUAAGUCAUCCGACAUGAUCGGGCACAAGGCGUUCUAAGCAACUUGUGAAAACGUCUUGCACGCAAUAUAAGGUGAUCACCGCAACGUCUUGCUAAUGUUGUCAGGA